Messenger RNA from Drosophila mojavensis, 1947 nucleotides. RefSeq lists its product as uncharacterized. Bases 409 to 1089 code for a protein of 226 amino acids. Gene Ontology annotation, cellular component: neuron projection. Gene Ontology annotation, biological process: G protein-coupled receptor signaling pathway. The transcript has 6 exons. The record is from RefSeq and is a predicted model, not a curated record. Lineage: Eukaryota; Metazoa; Arthropoda; Insecta; Diptera; Drosophilidae.
AAACGCGGACGUUGAGUUGAGAGCACACGCGACGCGCAUGUUUCAGCGACAACGAGUCGAAUGCACGAGGCACUCUAGGCGUAUACGCGAUUGUUUCUAACAUUCGGUGCAAAGGAAAUCAAAUGUUGGCUGGAAAUUCGCGUUAUGUGAUUUGAAUUAUGCGACGCUAAGUGCAACAAGCUGCAAUUUGCGUGUUCGCUCAUCUGACACGUGUUUCCCCUGCCCCGCGGCAACACCUGCGCCCCAGCAGCAGCAGGUCUCGAUGCCGUAGCUGCAACUAGAGCUGAAGCCGUAACCACAUCCGUUUCCGGUCGCCGGCGUCGCACUUGAUGGAUUGUUCAAUUUCAAAUAAAAUCACAAUAUCCACCACCCAUUGAGACUUAUGUGUGGCCCAUUGAGUGCAGCAACAUGUUGACAACGCACCACCUGCAUCACUUGCAUCACCAUCGCGGCAGCACGGCGGUUGAGUUGGAUAAGAUAACUAAUUUGAAUACGCUCAUCGUGGAGAUCAACAGCCAUGUGGCGCUCUUUCGCGACAUGCUGAUACAUGUUGGCCAGGCCAAGGACUGCCCGGAGCUGCGCGAAAAGAUACGCAAACUGCGACGCACCUGUGUGGAGGCAUUCAAGCACACGGCCCAGAUCCUCAUGCCACAGGUCAAGAGCGCCAUGGCCGAUGGCAUACUCACCGACAAUCCGCACCUGGUGCUGCUCUUCUACAUGGCUCAGCUGUUCCUACGUGAGCUGGUGAAAAGCUAUCGACUCAUACAAGUUGUACCCAUGGAUAUGUCUGGCUAUUAUGAGAAUCGUGCGGGUCCAUCAAAUUUGGGCAACGUUAUUAGCCAAAUACUGCUGUGCAAGCAAUUCACGCCCGACUUCAAUGAGGAGGAACUCUGCAGCAUCACAAAGGACUCGCAGGACAUCGCCAUGCUGCUGUCCGAGAUGCAGGAGUACAUGCCGCAGCACGAGGCAUAUUUGGAACGCAAUGCGGCACUGGAUACAAAUGCUCCGUGGCCGACAAAACGACGCCAGAAUUAUAUAUGCAAGAACAUGAGCCUACUAUGCUGCGUGUCUCGCCCCAACUAUCUCUGAGACGAGGCCGAAACUGUGUAAUCUUAAGUGUUACACACACACACACACACACACACACACACACACCUACUAAUAUCAAUUACUAGCGUUUAAGUUAAGCCCAUGAAAAGCUAAACACAGAAAUGUUAGAGCCUAAGUGUAAACAACUCAAUUAGCAGAAGGGAAGGAAGCACUUUUCACACAAAACACAAUUAAUGCUACUUUAAAUAUAUAUAUACAUUUAGGAGAGUUGUGUAUAAUCAAAGUUAGUUAUGCUGCAUAUACAAUACAUAUUUAAUGUAAUUGCUCUUCAUUUUGGCAUUCCGUUUGCCUCCGAGCAAAGAUUCUAGAAGUGUUAUACCACUACAACAAAAUACAAAGAAAAAAGUCAAAAUGAUAUUAGCUGAAAGGGACUGAGCUUUCGGUUUUGUUCAAGCUAUUAUUCAAGCACUUCAAUUCAACCCAGCAACAACUUUAAAUGCGCUUCUUGAAAGCUCAGCUCGCAUUUUCAGCCAAUGUCAUUGCAAAUUUAAGAUUUAUAAAGCAGUUAAGACUUUUUUUUAGGCCUGUAAAUUGUAGCUACUGUAUAGAGUUAUUUAUUAUAUAUCUAUAUAUACUAAUAAAGAAAUAUAUAAUUGUGAACACGACAAAACACACAUUCAAUAUACAAUAUACCGUUGAGUUAACAUUAAGAUUAGACAAGCAUUGAGUAAGGAAAGCAGGCCAAGGCAGAAGAGGAAAACUUAGACGUAGUCUCAAAUGAUACUAGAAUGGUAAUUAAAUAAAAAGCCUGUCCCAGACAACGUCAUGGGCAUGUGUUUGAAGAAAAGCAAUAAAAUAGAACGUUGUUAACUUACACACACACAUACAUACACACAC